UUUGCUCUAUAACAUCCAUGAACUGUACCUUCAAUAGUUGAGGAUUAUGUGAAUAAUCAACUUUCGCAGAUCGCCCAAGCAGUCAAACUGGAUUGAAGAAACAAAGAAUGAUGGAUUCGGACUCGUCCGGUGCGGACUUCUGCCGUUUCUGUCGAUCGGAGGCUUCAUCAGAUCGGCCGCUGUUCCAUCCGUGUAUCUGUACGGGAUCGAUAAAAUGGAUCCAUCAAGAGUGUUUAGUGCAAUGGAUGAGAUAUUCGCGGAAAGAGAUCUGCGAGUUGUGCGGGCACCGGUUCUCGUUUAUGCCGAUUUACUCUCCGGAUAUGCCGCGGCGACUGCCGCUCCGCGAUGUGGUUGGCGGGCUGGUAACGUCGGUAGCGUCGGCGGUAAAGGACUGGCUGCACUACACGCUGGUGGCGCUCGCGUGGCUGGGCAUCGUACCCCUUACUGCCUGCAGAACCUAUCGCUGCUUAUUCUCCGGUUCGCUGGACCCCGUCAUUUCUCUGCCUUUUGAUAUUGUAUCUGCUGAGAAUCUGGCAAAAGAUGUGUUCUCUGGCUGUUUUGUGGUUACAUGCACUUUGUUUUCAUUUAUCGGGCUUGUGUGGCUGAGAGAGCAGAUUAUGCAUGGUGGAGGUCCGGAUUGGAUGGAGAGGGAGAUUUUGCCCAUUCCUGCUGCAGAGGAUAUGCCUCUGCCAGACAAUAAUAAUGAUAGAGUCAAUGAUGGGGCACCAAAUGAGGGUGGACCUCAGGAUGAGGGAAAUGGGGAAGGAGCGGAAGACCCACUAGUUGGAGAUGAAGGGAAUUGGAAUCCAAUGGAAUGGGACCGAGCGGCCGCUGAGGAGUUGACAUGGGCACGAUUACUCGGUUUGGAUGGAUCAAUGGUAUUUUUGGAGCAUGUGUUUUGGGUUGUUUCCCUGAACACAUUAUUCAUAGUGGUGUUUGCUUUCUGCCCUUACCAUAUUGGGCGAUUGGGAGCUGCAUUAGCAGGGCUGGCAGCUGAGGGACCAUUUGGUGGUCCUCUGACUGCCCUGGCGGGGUACAUGAUAGUUGGAACAGUGUUGGCAGUACUGCAUGGAGUGGCAUCAUUGCUGAGGCUCAGGAGUGCUAAGAAGGCAUUGGGAUUUUGCUACGUAGUUGUCAAAGUUGCACUGCUCUCUGUUGUGGAGAUCGGCGUAAUCCCAUUAGUAUGCGGCUGGUGGCUAGACCUAUGUUCCCUCACGAUGUUCGACGCAACCCUCAAGGAUCGUGAAGCAAGUCUUCAAGCUGCUCCCUGGACCCUCAUGUUCAUACACUGGCUCGUUGGAAUGGUCUAUGUCUACUACUUCGCAUCAUUCAUACUACUGCUAAGAGAAGUACUGAGACCAGGCGUACUUUGGUUCUUGAAAAACCUGAAUGAUCCUGACUUUAGUCCGGUGCAGGAAAUGAUUCACCUCUCCGUAUGGUCUCACAUUCGGCGGCUAGUGGUGUCGGCGAUGAUAUUCGGUAUUGCCGUCCUGUUCAUGCUAUGGCUACCCAUACGCGUCAUCAAAUACGUGUUGCCUGGGUUCCUGCCGUACGCUGUUGCCGUACAUACCGAGGCGCCAGUCAAUGAACUCAGCUUGGAACUACUUUUACUGCAGGUGAUUCUACCAGCUCUUCUGGAACAAUCGCACACUCGUACCUGGCUGAAAGCGGGUCUACGCGGUUGGUGCGCGUGUGCAGCUGGUGUAUUGGGCCUGCGAUCUUACCUGUUGGGCGAAGCCUCCAGACAUGAUGCUAGGCCGCCGCAUCAGGACCCUCACCCUCCGCAUCAAUUGGGUGCUGCACACCAGGCUUUAAUGCGCCGCGAUGGUCCGGCGGGCUUCGAACCGUACGUGCGCGUGGCGUGGUUCCCCGUCCGGCUCGCUGCUCUGCUCGUCCUCGUUUCUAUCUCGCUUGUGCUUGCCAGUGCUCUCACUCUCGUGAUUCCAGUGGCAAUCGGGAGGAAAGUGAUGGCGUUAUGGCUUCCCAAAGCGUCAGAGGGAGUACACGAACUCUACACUGCCGCUUGCGGCAUGUACGUGUGCUGGGCGCUAGGUCGCGGCGGCACGCUGGCGGCCAGCUGGGCGCGCGGGGGGCGCGGGGCGCUGCUGACUCGGCUGGCGAUGUGGGCCCGUGUGGCCGCCCGCGCCGCACUGGCCGCCGCCGCGCUGCUCGGCCUCGUGCCCCUCAUGUUCGGCCUGCUGCUCGAGCUGGUACUGGUAAUCCCAUUGAGGGUCCCAUUGGAGCAGUCACCGGUGCUGUUCGUGUGGCAGGACUGGGCGUUAGGCGUGCUCUACACUAAGAUCGUUUGCGCGCUUACUAUGAUGGGCCCCGAUUGGCGCAUGCGACGAGCCAUCGAGAAGGCUUACCGUGACGGAAUACGCGAAAUGGACCUCAAGUUCAUCCUCACCGAAGUGGCAGCCCCCAUCGUGUGCUGGCUGGGGCUGGCGCUGGCGGUGCCAUACGCGCUAGCACAUUCGGUGGCGCCGCUGCUGGUGGCGUCCCACGCGCAGCGCAAUCUGCUCGCUAGGCGCGUCUAUCCCGCUCUGCUACUCAUCACCGUCUUGACUGCGCUUGCCGUCUUCCAAAUCCGACAAUUCCGUAAGCUGUACGAGCACAUAAAGAACGACAAAUACCUCGUGGGGCAACGACUCGUCAACUAUGAUCACCGACGGCAAAAGCAGGCUACGGUCACGAACUGAUUCACCAUACCGCCGCGGCGUGCGUGUGAGAGAGACGAAUAUACUUAUCGCGGUCUGACCUCGAAAUGCGAUCUCUUUGUGAUUUAAACAGAUUGAGAAUUGGACUCGUGAAUAAUUGUUUUGUUUUUACGACUUAACAUUUUGUUUUUCUUUACUAUCUAUCGUUCUUAGCGAGUCUUAUGAACUUUGUUUUUCUGACCAAUACAUAUAGAGACACGCCAAAUUAUCUACGUACAUUAAGACACUCGAAGUGUCACGAUGAAAUUGCAAUUUUCAACGCAGUGUUAAUGGCGUAAGCUACAAUUCUCAACCAAGAAUUUUGGCGGCACGUAUAACUCGCCGUAACCCAUUGUAUGUAUUUUACUGCUAUGCAUAUAUUCCCUAAGAAGGGCGUAUUAAGCUAUAGUCUAAUAUGCUUGUGCAAUACUAAUGAAAAGUCACUUUGUUUAAAAGUAUACAUAAGUAAAAUAAUAAUAAUUAUAAUAAUGAUAUAUCGAUUAUGAAUAUAAAUUUUAGCAAAAACGAUGACGUGUAAUCAAAUCGACAAUCGAAUAAAUAAUGUAAAUAAAAACAACUUUCACAAAGCAUACAGAACAGCCAAUUAUAGGUACACAACACAAACGUUAUUAUAAUGUGAAAUAUUAUCAGAGAUGGGCAAGGGCCAGGGUUUUAACCCUGCGCUUUGUUAACGCCGGAUUUUAUUCGGGUUAAAACCCAUUAUCCCGAAAUCGAGGACAAAAACUAUUUACAAACGAAAUAUUUGUCAAUCGAGUUUUGUACAAAUGUAAUGAUAUCAAUAUAAAAUGUUUAUUGCUUUGUCACCUAUUUCACCUUUCUUUUGAAUCAAUUCGCUUGAAAAUAGGAUUAAAAUCUAUACAGAAAUUCGUUAUUGUACCGUUAAAUCGUUUUUCAUAAAAAUCGAAACGUAAUGUGCAUCCCUACUAGUAAGUAAGACUCCAGAGGAUGGCAAGGUGGUAUAACAAGGGGUAUUGUGUGGAGUUGCUAGUUUCGUCUAAAAAACAUUUUUUACAUCGAAAUUUCUAAUAAGUAUGGAAUUAUAACAAAUUAAUAGUAUAAUGUAUCCGCCCACGGGUUUUGGCAGAAAUGGGUUAAAACCUUAUGGGCGAAAAUAGGCGAGUUGAUUUGGUUUUAACCCAUUGCCCAUCUCUGUAUAUUAUGAUGUUUUAAUCAGCGGCUACAAUAAAAGGAAUAUUAUUUUGAAAAUAAGUUCUGACGCUUUAUCUGAAUAAUAUGUGAAUGUGAUGUUUUUCUAUGUAAUGAGGGUAGUAAACUUUAUUUAGUGAAGAUCAGUAUCAUAAUAUAAUUAGACAAGUACGGUAACUUCAUACAAACGGAGCAGCAUGACUUAUACGUGUGCGCGCCCGCUACGCGCUGUGAACGGCCGCACCCAUUCGCAUAAUUUCGCGAUUGCUCAGCACUAGUCGUCACACGCGCAUUUCAUUGUAUACCUAUUUCUGCUGUCAAGCAGUAAUGUGAGCAUUACUGCGUUCCAGUUAUGAAGGUAAGGGUGCUGGUGAAAUGGCACCUGAGACUUGUCUACUUUUGUCUCAGGGUGACGCGCGCAG
This is a messenger RNA of Hyposmocoma kahamanoa, 4285 nucleotides long. RefSeq names its product E3 ubiquitin-protein ligase MARCH6. The transcript has 10 exons. Gene Ontology annotation, molecular function: zinc ion binding. NCBI's taxonomy places the organism in Eukaryota, Metazoa, Arthropoda, Insecta, Lepidoptera, Cosmopterigidae. The record is from RefSeq and is a predicted model, not a curated record. The coding region runs from base 108 to 2699 and encodes 863 amino acids. Gene Ontology annotation, cellular component: endoplasmic reticulum membrane.